UUACUACACUGCUGCUGCUGCUGCUCUUGCUUCGGUGAUUGUGAGUGAGAUAGGGGGGGAGGAUAUUCGUAUGGCUCUAGCCGUAGCGUCGACACCGAACAUAAAAGGAGGCUGAGCUCGCCGCCCACCGAGGGUUUCUAUCAUCAGUAUGCGACUGGAUAGGGGGCAGAAGGAGGCCAAGGCUGGGUGCGAGUCGCUGCUUGCACGCCCCGUACUUUGUUGUUGUCCUGGUGCUGGUGGGAGGCUGGAGAGAUUUCUUGUCUUAUCAGCCAUGUAAUCGGCGGCGCCAGGAACCAGAGACGGACCGCGGGGUCGUUACAGUUACUAAUUUGUGUGUUUAUCAACACAACGACUGUCGAUUUUAGGCGGAGGGGUAGACCCCUUCGUUCACUAUCUGUCUUCUCCCAAGCUCUGAUAUAUAUACACUCUUCCUCUCACCCCGAUAGCAAUGACCACCUCCGAAGCUACCGUCAAUGCUGAACCCGCGGAGUUCACUUAUGGAAAUAACGCUCUCACAUGGGCAAAGGCGCCAGGCACCGUCAGCAGCGUCGAGGAUAAGGGCACCAUCCUCGAAAGCGACGUCCUAGCCAUCAUCGCCACCUCAACUACCCCUCCAGCACACACCGUCUACACCAUCCCCGCCGUCUCCUCGCCAGAAAACACCGCCCUCCCCGUCCCAGACGUACAACUACACCAGACAACCCUCCUCGGCGCACCACCAUCCUUCAUCACCCCACACCUCCUCAGCUCGCCCACUCCCCACCUCUCCCUCCCAGCAGAAGACAUCCACGUCGUCAUCUCCUCCAAAUCCGGUACAGCAAAAGCAGCCGCAUUCUUCGAAUCCGUCCUCGCGCCUGCACUGAAAGUGCUGGGACUGGGCGAAAAUGAGUAUCAAGUCGUGCACACGACAUCGCACGAGACGAUCACGGAACUCGCGGAGGGGACACUGCGUGAGAAGGCGGCGAAGGGGGUGCGGCAGACUGUCAUCCUACUGAGUGGAGAUGGAGGAGUCGUGGAGUUGUUGAAUGGACUUGUUGGCGCCGAGGUUUCUAGCACCUACACCCGCCCAGCAAUAGCACUCUUCCCCUUCGGCACCGGCAACGCCCUGUUCCACUCAACCCACCGCCUCCCCACCCCACCCCUCUCCCCCCUCCACCACGCCCUCACUACCCUCCUUCUCCCCACCUCCCGGCCCCUCCCCCACUUCCGCGCCUCCUUCUCCUCUGCAUCCCUCCUCACGAACGAAGGACGCACCGCUACGCCCCUCCCUAAUAAUGAGUUACACGGCUGCAUCGUGGCGUCGUAUGGGUUUCAUUCUACGCUCGUGGCGGACUCGGAUACGGCUGAGUUGAGGGAGUUUGGGGAUAAGAGGUUUGGGAUUGUGGCGCAGGAGUUGCUGGGGGCGCCGCAUCGGUAUAAGGCGGGGUUGACGAUUACAUCAAGGGGGAAGGAGAGGGUGGUGGAGAGGGAGAGGCAUGCGUAUAUACUUUGUACCCUCGUUUCAAAUCUCGAGAAGACGUUUACCAUCUCCCCCGCCACAACCCCGCUGGAUGAGGUGAUGAGGGUAGUUCACUUUGACUCCGGCUCCGGCGAGGAGAUCAUGGGUGUCAUGGCAGGCGCAUACAGCGGCGGGAAGCAUGUGAAUAGAAACGAUGGACUCGUGGGGUAUGAAGAGGUUGAGGUGCUGAAAAUCGAUUUCAAGGAGGCGUCAGUGGAAGGGAAUGAGGGGAAGUGGUUGAGGGUUUGUGUUGAUGGGCUUAUUGUGCGGGUGGAUAGUGGGGGGUGGAUGAAGGUUGAGAAGGUUGGGAAGGGGGGAGAGGUUCUUGAUAUUGUGGUUUAGGAGAGUAGACGGGCGCAUUGGAUUUUUAUAGAUGGUACAGGAAAAGUAUUACAGAACUAAU
Molecule: messenger RNA, 1901 nt
Organism: Pseudogymnoascus destructans
Lineage: Eukaryota; Fungi; Ascomycota; Leotiomycetes; Thelebolales; Thelebolaceae
Exons: 2
Coding region: 449-1840 (463 amino acids)
Biological process (GO): sphingosine biosynthetic process
Cellular component (GO): cytoplasm; intracellular membrane-bounded organelle; membrane
Source: RefSeq, a predicted model, not a curated record